AUGCCUUCUCCCCAGACCUUCACGGCUGGUCUGGUAGCUCUCGCCGGGCUCGUUACUGGGGCGCUCGGUCAAGUCAGCCUGCUGUCAAGCAGGCAAUCCGUGCAGGUUGCCGAGUCCACGGGCGUCUGGCCAUGGCUGCAGUAUCAGACGGAGCCCUCCUUCAACCCCCCUCAGCUCUCUAUCUCUUGGAAUGGAGAGAUCCUCGAAGAGGGAGUGAUUCUCCUGGAGCCUCGCAACUUUGACGGCAGCAAAGCCGGUAAGCAGGCGGGUCCAUUGAUCAUGACCUCCUUUGGCGACCUCGUCUGGAACGGUCCCAAGGGCAAUCUCUCGGGCACGCAGGAGUACAGCAACUUCCGCAUCCAGGAGCUCAAUGAAACGCAAUAUUUGACCUACUGGCAUGGAGUUCGUCAGGAAGGACUGAACGCUAGUACCGGGUACGGCAAGGUCUCAUUUCUCGACUCCUCCUAUGAGACGGAAUUCACCGUCUGCCCUAAGCUCGGCCUUGCCACGAUCGACGGCAAGGAACACGACUGUGAGAUCGACUACAAUGAGCAAUUCGUCACCCCUUGGGGAACCCUGCUGGUAACCGCCUACAACCUGACCCAGGUUGAUCUGACCUCAGUCAACGGCUCGGCCAAUGGCUGGGUGCUGGACUCGCAGAUCCACGAGGUUGACAUUGCCACCUCGGAGUCGGUUUGGAAAUGGAGCGCUUUGGACCACAUCCCCCUCAACGCCUCGGGCUUGCCCCUUACCAACGGCGCCAGCACUCCCGCUGAUGCUUGGGACUACGUGCACCUAGACUCUGUCUCCCCUUACGGCGACAACCUCUUGUUGAACGGCCGCCAUACUUGGGAGGUGUAUGCUGUGGAGCGCCCCAGCGGUGAGGUUAUGUGGACUUUCAACGGUGAGACCGGUGGUGACUGGGGUAUUAUUCCCGAGGAGUCUUCUUUCCGCUGGCAAUAUCACACUCGGGUUCGCGAGAUAGGCGACGACUUCGUCAUCUUCUCCAUGUUCGUUAACCACAACUACGAAGGCGCCAACGCAACCUCUGGCACCGCUCCCACCGUCGGUCGCGAAUUCCACCUCUCCCUGCCCCCAACCAAGGAUAUGUCCCCACUUACUCUGAACACCUUCAACGAAUCCGUCAGCCUGUGGAGCGACUCCUUUGGCUCAAUGGACUACGUGCCCGACGUCCAGAACACGACCACACGAUUUAUCAGCUACGGUCAGCUGCCCCUUCUUCGCGAGUUCAAAGUCGGCCCCGGCGCCAACGUGACCGAUCUCAAGUGGGAAGCCCGCUACGGCUCCGACAAUGAAGUUGUGGGCUACCGCGCCUACAAGGGAGCCUGGACUGGUCUGCCCUCGGCGGCACCCAAGCUCUCUGUCGAGGCUAACGGCACCGCCUUUGUUAGCUGGAACGGUGCCACCGCGGUCACCGCUUGGAAGGUCUACCAGGCAGCUGACCGUAACGAGACUGCUCUGACCGAGAUUGGAAUCGCCCAAUACCGCGGCUUCGAGACCGCUAUUGAUACCGGAGCAACCGGCUGCUUUGUGGUCGAGCCUGUCCUGGCCCUGAACACUACUGGCGUCAACUCCACCAUGGUAUGCUCAUCCUAG
Messenger RNA from Aspergillus aculeatus ATCC 16872, 1617 nucleotides. Its product is annotated as arylsulfotransferase family protein. The transcript has 2 exons. The record is from RefSeq and is a predicted model, not a curated record. Lineage: Eukaryota; Fungi; Ascomycota; Eurotiomycetes; Eurotiales; Aspergillaceae. Bases 1 to 1617 code for a protein of 538 amino acids.